AUGACGGGACUCAACUUCUUCGCCUCAGACGAGCACGACCACGCCCUCACCGCCAUCCUGUCCCACCUCGACUGGCGCAGCCUCCUCGCAGCUUCCGCAACGUGCCGCAACCUCAAUCGCAUCGUCACAUGCAAUUCGUCGCUGCAGGUCGAGCUACGUGCACAAUACUAUGGUUUCCCAGACUGGUACGGCAAGUGGCUGAAGGAUGGCCCCGGCAGCGCUUCUGCCAAGAUCGAGCGCCUCAUGAGCGUGCAGAAGAACUGGUGUAACCUGACUCCCAAGACGAUUUACAGGCUACCUGGGGACGCUCGUGACGCCGACGGCCAGCCAUUUCCGGUUGACUCGCAUCUCCUGGAGUUGCCAUCUAUCAGCUGCGGGCUGGUGGCUCAGAAAAUGCUCUCACCGAGCUCCGAGGAUGAUGGUGAGAGACACCUCGUCGGAUGGGUCAUCACGGACCUCACUCAUUCGCGCAACCUGUCCGUGAAGGAGCUUCCGAGCUGGGCAUAUGCCACCGAUUUCCGAUUCGACGAUAUCGACGUGUGUCGCGAGGACAACGCUGUUGGCGUAAUCACGACGCGCAUUGGAGCGGAAAGCCACCUCUUGGAUGGAAUUCUGGUCUACUGUCGUAUCCACGUGUUCCUUGCAGAGCCUGACGAGCGUACCCACGGUGUGAAUACCGCCAUCCCGCACCCCGACGCCCGGGAUGUUGAGGUGUGCGGCCUGUGUCCCCUCAAAUAUGUUAUUGGAGGGAGGGUGAGAUGGAUGUUCAGACUGUCCCCGGGCGGCAUCGCCGAGGUCGGCAUCGCUGCGCGCAACGGAUGGGUUGCGGUCGAUUGGCGCACUGGGCAGCAGCUUACUGUGAGGUGCGAGUAUGGUGACGGGCUCGAGAUGAAGAAUUGGGGUACCAUGCUGCGGGGCCAAGCACAGCUUCUCAUGGCGUCCGACAACAGUCACCGAGACGGAGGCGACGACGAACGUGAUAUCCCGACCGGAUCCAUCCAAGCUCCGCUAACCCGCCCUGAAGGGCAUGAGGAACGUGGACUUGAAGGCCCUGUUUUCCGCUUUGAGCAUGCUCUGCCGCCCAAUGACCAGCACGACCCUGGAACAGUCGAGGCAUUUGUCGAGAUCCCCCGGCCUCUGCCGCUCUUGGAGGAGUUGGCCAACGUCACCCCGGGUCAACUUGAAUAUCUAUAUCUCGGGGUGUCCUUCGACCCCCACGGGCGUCUGUUUCUGCUCUCUGCGUCACCUGUUGUACACAUGUUGUCACCGGAAGAGGACAAAGAAUCUCUCCGACUUAAUACGUACGUGACAUCGGCCAGGCUGGGGCCGCUGCGCCGCAUGGUCCAGGAGAGGGCGCGGCCUCCCCGUUCAUCAUUUUCUGGCGACGAGUUCAACCGGACCGACGGAUUUCAUAGAGGCGCCGACGGCGGCGAGGAUCCCACAGAAAGUGACGGGCAUGAAACCUCCUCCGAAAAGAACAAGAACUUUGGAAACUGGGAGAAGGGCGCUGCUUUACCGAAUCCCCACUCGCCGACACUCACCGCCAGCCUCAGACGGGCAGACGUCGCCCAAUACUUCACCCACGAGUUUGGUGGGCCAUAUUUCAUCGAUGCGUCACAGGUGAUGGGACUGCGAGCCGUACAUCUUGCGUUCGACCAUCACGGAGGGGCUGCCGCCACCACACUCCUCGUGGGCGACUAUGCGGCCCGGCCUGGGGGAGACGUGCUACACCGCCACCCAAUGGGAGCCGCACUCGAGCUCAGCGGGAGCAAUCGAGCCAAGGAUGUGGCACGUCACUCCUGCAAAGAGCAGGUCAUCCCAUGCAGUGAUGAUAGCGUGCGUCUGACGGCCGCUUGGGAUUGGUCGACCGAGUCGCGCCGUGGUGUCGCAGCAUACAUCUCGACCGGCAAUAGGAAUCCGCUCAUCAUCCGCGCCGAUGCGGAGCACGUGUAUCUCAUCUCCUUUGGGGUUGUUUUUGUGCUCUCUUUCUAG
Molecule: messenger RNA, 1992 nt
Organism: Cutaneotrichosporon cavernicola
Lineage: Eukaryota; Fungi; Basidiomycota; Tremellomycetes; Trichosporonales; Trichosporonaceae
Exons: 1
Coding region: 1-1992 (663 amino acids)
Molecular function (GO): protein binding
Source: RefSeq, a predicted model, not a curated record